This is a messenger RNA of Phragmites australis (common reed), 1336 nucleotides long. RefSeq lists its product as uncharacterized. Lineage: Eukaryota; Viridiplantae; Streptophyta; Magnoliopsida; Poales; Poaceae. The transcript is spliced from 3 exons. Gene Ontology annotation, biological process: protein localization to plasma membrane; phosphatidylinositol phosphate biosynthetic process. Bases 344 to 1336 code for a protein of 330 amino acids. The record is from RefSeq and is a predicted model, not a curated record. Gene Ontology annotation, cellular component: plasma membrane.
GAUCCCAUCGCCAUGGAUGCCACAUCGCGGGCAGACGAGGGGGCGCCUUUGCUCGAGUCGCCAUGGAUCCCGCUGCCCUCGCUUGAGCCACCACCGAAUCCCGUCGGGCUCCCUCCAAGCAGAUGCACCGCCGGGAUGCCUCCAUGGAGAGAUGAGGAGGACGGCUGGAUCUCGGUGGUGGUACAUCCCGGAGAAGAGCAACUCCAUGUCGCGGUUGCCAUAGCCACACUCGUCGCUGUUGACUUGCCUCUGCUCUUCCUCCUCUUCCCCAGCUCCUGCUCCUACGUCGCCUCGUCGCGGUCGCACACGCCGCGGGGUCUAGGGCGAGGAGGAAGGCAUCGCAAUGGAUGCGUCGGGGUUGGAGCUCGUCGAUGAGGCGCACGGUGGCCCAUGGCAGUGGGAUGGGGAGGGGUGGAGGCGGCAGGAGGUGGAGGUACACGCGGAGAGUGGCCGAAGGAUCCAUUCUUCUGGAUGUUGGGUGGCCAAAGGAUCCCUUCCUCUUCCCUGCAUCGCACAGCUGCCGCCAUCUCCGAUGAUGCCAACCGACGAGCCGCCGCAGCCCAUUCACAGCACGAAGGAGGCCAUGGACUCCCUCGACGUCAUCCUCGAUGAGGUGCUCCCGGGCUCCGUCGCCGCGGCCGACGACCCCACGACCGCGCUCCUGCACGAUGCCGACGUCGCCCACGCCAUAACUAGACACCUCCAGGGCACCAGAUCAGGCGUUGGGAACGACUGCCUAUGCCGCUGGCUCUACGACGCGUUCUGGUCCAGCGUCUCUGAGCUCCAGCUCGCGGUGCUGCGCUUCGUGCCUAUGCUCGCCAGCGUGUACAUGUGUCGUGCUGUGUCCCAGAAGCCACUGGCCGGGUUCGAGGCCAUGCUCCUCGCGUUGUACACGCACACCGCGACUCAACACGACGCCGGGGAGGCCGAGACCGUUGCACUCCUGAACCUAGCGAACCCGAGCCCGUACCACGAUGCCAAGGUGUCGCCCAAGGCCAAGCCCGCCGAGGUCGACGUCGCUGUGCUCUCCCUACUGCUGAAGUCGCACGGCAUCAUGCGUACGAGUUUUCAUGUGAAUCUGGAUUGUGCUGUAGCAUUCUUUAUCAUUUCUUGUCAUCUUGUGUGGAGCAAUGUGGCGUUGUUUGCUCUCCUUCGCGAGAUCUGUGCUGGCCACCAUCACGGAGAGAUGGAGUUGCCGCACAUCUGGUCCUGCAUGUCCCCGUUUGUACGUGGCUGCGCGGCAUCAUGGGCGUUCAUGGAGCGGCAAUCUCCGGCAAUGAGAAGAGCGACGCUGGAUUCUUUUGGAGUUGGUCGUACUGAAGCACAUUUAUCCUAG